Alosa sapidissima (American shad) is the source of this 7233-nucleotide messenger RNA. It is a transcript of the gene mtf1, whose product is annotated as metal-regulatory transcription factor 1. Lineage: Eukaryota; Metazoa; Chordata; Actinopteri; Clupeiformes; Clupeidae. The transcript is spliced from 11 exons. Gene Ontology annotation, cellular component: nucleus. The record is from RefSeq and is a predicted model, not a curated record. Bases 964 to 3453 code for a protein of 829 amino acids. Gene Ontology annotation, biological process: regulation of transcription by RNA polymerase II.
AACUUGGGGCUUUUCAGUCAUAUAUGUGGCAAAACAAGGUUAACUUCCCUAGCCGCGCUAAUAUGAUAUGUAAGGGCAGUUGGCAGGUAAUUGGGUCAUUUAUCGGGCAAAGUUGGAGAUAAACUCACUUUAGACAAACUGCGAAGUUGGUGUAGCCUAACUGUCAACCAGAUUAUGGAAAUAUUAACCACGCAUAGAUUUCUAACAUUCAAAUGCAAUGGGGAUGUGGGUCUGAGGUCUUGUGACUUUAUCAGUUGUCAGUGAGUGGUGAAUACCGAAAGUUCUGGAACAUGUACUGGAGCCAGCAAGUUAACUUAUUAUUGACGUUAGUUUGUAUUUCUAUUAAACGAGACAUGUUAAUGAGAAGAUUUUUUGCUACUUUUGUUACCUAGACGACUAACUCCCAGCUACGACUAACCAGUCAACGUCUCGAACUGAACAGUUAUGAAAUGUUAGACAGUUAUACAGCCUGAUCGUUGUAGUCAUUAAACCUAAGUUAACUUCGACACCUCUUGUGUUUAUUUUAGUAACCAUAGAAUAAUCCUAUCUGAUUUUAACAACAGCAAUUUAAAAUUGUAGACAUUUUUUUGGUCCGAUAACGGACUUUCGGACGUUUUGUGUUUAGUUAUGUCAUUCGUUAGUUUAUGUUAAGUCAUUCGUGAGUGUGUUGGUUUUUUUCUUGUGUGCUAAUGUCGAAGCAGGUGGAAAAUCAUUAGCUAACAAAGUUGUAUUUGUAGGGCAAAUUUUCCGUCUUUCAGACUGAGAUUGCGAGGUUCUGAUUCUGAGACUUCAGAUCUGAUGUUGCACUCCGAAUAAAGGUUAAUUGAUAAUUUCCCUUUCAGCUGGGUUAAUCAUUUCUCAAUACAACAUCAGCAACAACCUGAGCAACAUGAAGUGAAAGGUAACGGCACCUGGUGGACAGCCGCCUGGGCGUGAGGGUCAGAAGGCAGCGUUGAAGCCACCAUGAGCGAGAAUGGCUCCCUCACAGAGUCGGCCAUGUGCUUCGAGGAGGUGGCACUGGACAAGGACAACAAGAUAUGCAUCUACGACAAAGACGGGGACGAUGACGACAACGAGCUGGACCCUGACGACAGAGGAGGCCUGAUUCACCCGUCCACCUCGUCCUGCAUGGCUCGUGUCUACGAUCGCACCACGGUGCUCAUCGAGCAGGACCCGAUCCGGCUGGACGAAGAGGGCGAAGAGGAUGGCCACUGCGGCGGAGACUGUGAAGACGACGGCAUGGUCUUCCUGACCGAGGGGGAAGUGGAGGGCGACGAUGACGAGGAAGAAGGGGACGGCUCGUUGGCCUUCAUGGGCGACCCCGAGGGCAUGGUGCAUGGCUACGUGCACCACACCAUCUCACCAGACCAGAUCCAGUUCACCAUCAACCCGGGCUCGACGCCCAUGCCACGCAACAUAGAGGGAGCCACGCUCACACUGCACUCGGAAUGCCCGGAGACCAAGCAGAGAGAGGUGAAGCGGUACCAGUGUACGUUUGAGGGCUGCACGCGGACCUACAGCACGGCAGGGAACCUGCGCACGCACCAGAAGACCCACCGCGGCGAGUACACGUUUGUGUGUAACCAGCAGGGCUGCGGCAAGGCCUUCCUCACCUCCUACAGCCUCAAGAUCCACGUGCGCGUGCACACCAAGGAGAAGCCCUUUGAGUGCGACGUGCAGGGCUGCGAGAAGGCCUUCAACACACUCUACAGACUGAAAGCACACCAGCGCCUGCACACGGGGAAGACGUUCAACUGUGAAUCGGAAGGAUGCACCAAGUACUUUACCACGCUCAGUGACCUGAGGAAGCACAUCCGCACGCACACGGGAGAGAAGCCCUUUCGUUGUGACCAUGAUGGAUGUGGCAAAGCGUUUGCGGCCAGCCACCACCUAAAGACCCACGUACGGACACACACAGGCGAGAAGCCUUUCUUCUGUCCUAGUGAUGGCUGUGAGAAGACUUUCAGCUCGCAGUACAGCCUUAGGAGUCACGUCCGCGGUCACGACAAAAGUGGCAACACCUUCACCGUCAACCUCAGCCACCCGCUAUCUGAAGAUGCAAACCACUCGCUGUGCCUCAGUGAUUUGAGCCUCAUCUCGACGGAUUCAGAGCUCCGGGAAAACCUUAACAAUACCCACGGCCUGGACCUGAGUAGUGUUACCCCAGUGCGGAUAUUUGAGCUGAUGUUUCAGAGCCCAGACAACAGCGUCAGUCAGGAUGAUGUCCAACCCACAGAUAGCCUAGUGGAGGCGUUUGGCCUGGACACUCCCUCUCAGCCGGCUGUGACAGACACCCCCGCCCUGCUCCCCGCCUUCGCGCAGGCCCCCUCCUCGUCCUCGUCCUCCUCGUCCCUUGCUACCCCAGUGCUGGACAUGUCCCUGCAGCCAGUGGCCGAAUCCACGCAGCAGCCUUCCUCCUCGACACCGACGCCACCCGCUGCCCAGAGCUCCACGGCCGAGCUGCAGACCAUCUCGGCGCUCCCUGUAGCGCCUGGCCCUCAGCCUUAUGUGGCGUUGCCACCGCCACCAUUGACCCCCGCCACAGUCUCCGCUGUACCGGCCAGCGCCGCAACCGUUGUCACCACAGAGACGGCACCGGCCAGUUUGGCUGCACCACCCCCCCCUCCUCCUCCUGUGCCUCCUCCUCCUCCUACUCCUUCCGCCACUAUCACCAUAACGCCCGCAGCAGGUGGCAUGCUGCCUCCGGGCCUGGUGGUGACUGACCAGAACCUCCAGUGGAUCCUCAGCAGCGCCACCAACUCGCAAAGCAACCUCGAACAGCAGGGGCAGGGUCCUAAAGUGGAGAAAGUCUUCUUCACCACAGCCAUACCUGUUGGAGGAAAUUCAGGAAACCCUGUUCAGCAGAUUGGCCUGAGUCUGCCAGUCAUCAUCAUCAAGCAGGAGGAGUCGUGCCAGUGUCACUGUGACUGCAGAGCUAAAAGCACAGCCACCUCCACAUCCUCUUCCUCCCCCUCCGCUACGAACUUGCCAUCCUCUUCCUCAGCCCAGAAGCAGCCUACAGACCUUCCGCCGGCUGACCCCGCCCCUGCCCCCGCCCCCGCCCCUGUACCCCCACCCCCACCUCCACCUCCACCUGUCGCCCCCUCGCAAUGCUGCCCUGCUCAGCCAGACGAUCCGUCGGCCCACGCCGGACACUCGCAUGCAGCUGGUCAGCCCUCCUCGUUAUUAUCAGCAACGCCGUUACCGCCAUCAUCCUCCUCCACCCCUCCCCCACCAUCCUCCUCCUCUUCCUCCUCCACAGUCCACUCGCAGACUUUCCCCAGCGCCAGCGCGGCAGGCGCAGCCCCCCUCCCUUCGCCAGCGGCCGGCGGGCUGGCCACCAUGGACGUGGCGGACUUCCUGUCCCUGCAGAACGCCGGGGGCUCGACCAACAUGGAGGCCCUGCUGCUGGUGCCAGACGACUUCCCCAUGGGCGACGGAGGCAUCCACUAGCGGACCUCCGCCCGCCAACACCCUUCGGCAUCUCCCUCUCUUCCUUCUCUUCCACCUCGCGAUCAUCCCUUCCCACCACCUCUCGUUUCAGUGCUGCAAGCCCAGCCAGACCCAGGGCCAUGUGCGGUACAUGUGUGGAGCCCCCUGGUGGUUGAUAGGUGAAAGACACAUUUCCAAUUUGGCCAGUGCCUCUCCCUCCCCCAAUGGACCGAGCUGGAUCGGAACCCUGCUGUGCAUGUCGCUCAAUUCAAAGGCAGUGCAACGUGCUCAGCCCAGCCCAGCCCAGCCCGCAGUGUCAACAGAACCACAUCAGAUGGCUCGCCCUGCCUUUUGGUGGUAUUUUUUUUUGUUUUUUUAAUUAUUAUUAUUAUUAUUAUUAUUUUAUUUUGGCUUACCACAUUCACUGACGUUACUUGACAAAUUGUGUUACUUGUCAUAACAGUGCUCAGAUAUGUCUAAAUCUAUAUAUGCAGCUUUGAAGUGAUCAAUGCCUGAAGUGACUUGUCUAAUGAUUGAUUCACUUGUUUUUUUUUGUUUUGUUUUGUUUUCUCUCUCUCUGGUGUCAUCAGGGACAUUAGGGAGCUCAAAAAAGAGUAAUAAUGAAUCAGUUUGGCUCAAUUUGGCUCUGGAGUUAACUUUUGUGCCAGUACUUGAGGAAAUGCUAUCAAGCUGUAUCUGAGACCACAUAGUCACUUUUUGCAUGAUUAACUUUUUGUUGUUCCUGGAAGGACAUGAAGCACUGAUUUGCCAGAAACUGUAAUGAAAUUACACACUAUGAUAUUUCCUAUCCUUGUACUGUAGUCAGCAGCACUCUCUGAUAUAGACACAUUUAGUCCAGAAUUGACUAGAAUGUACUGCAUGUAAACAAAUAAUAACAAAAAAAAACAUGUUGGCAGUAGUCUUCUCGGGAGUAGUUGGUAGUUUUUUUUUUUUAAAUCAGUAUACUAUUGCAAGGUCACUCUACAGGGCAGUUGAUGCAGCUUUUUCCCCUAAAGCAAGGUUGAGCCUAUGCCAUGCCAAUAUGAAGAGUAGCUAAUCAUAGAUGUUACUAGGGAGGCUGGUGUAGUCCAGGAAAUGUGAUUGCAAUUUUGACAUUCAUUCAUCUAUCAUUUUUUUUUACAUUUUUUUUUUUAAAGAAAGACUUUAAAAAUAAGUUUGCUUGCCUUUUUAAAAUAUAUGUAAUAUAGUCUUUACAUUGGUGAAAACGGCUGCCUAUGACUAAACUAGUAUUUAAUUUUUAUAUGUGUUAAUUUAUUUGAAUACUUAAUUGCUAUCGUCAGAUCAACUCUUCUGUUCUUUCUCACUCAAUCUUUUUUCUUUCUCUCACGAAAUUUCCCAGCUUUGUGGACCAAGUCCUGACGUGCGUGUUUCUUCUGAAGGCGUUCUCGUUCGGGCUAGUGAAAAGGCUCAGGUUUAGGCUUACACUUCUUCUCUCCUUUCCUUUAGGAUGGUGUUACUGAUUCCAGACUUUUCACCCAGUCAUUCACUUCAUGGCUGCCUGUUCUUAGCCAGAGACAGGUGUGCAUGCAAGCACCAGAAGGGCUCAACUGCACAUGUGUCUCAGCUGAACCAGUUUUGUUUUAAAUGUUCUUAAAAACAAAACAAAAAAGAAAAAAACAAACAUUUAACUUGACCAAGUUUGUUUUUCAUGCAGUGAACAGAUUUAUUUAUGUUAGUGAAUGGCAAAGAGUGAGACACACACACGCAAGCGAUCCCAUUUGCACACCAUCUAAGCUGCUGCCUGUUGAGGACAAAAAGUGGCAUCUUCCUUUUCAGUCAACACUUUACCAAUUCCACCCCCCCCCCCCCCUCACCCCACAGCAUGACCCCCCUCAGGGAUGAAAGUUAUGAUGGACGAGAUUCCAGAUUUGCAGCAUUAAAAUGCUCUGAUUUCGACCUAAAAAUCAUCGGCUGCCAUUGCUGACCAUCAUUCAAUGUUAACUUUUCUCUGUAGUGUCUCUCAUCUCAACUGCUUGCACUACCAGUCGCCGGUGUUGUUAGUCCAACCCCACUCCGUGUGUGUAGUCAGUAGCAUAUGUCCCUUACUUUAGACCACUGCUGUAGAGAGUAUUGUGUUGUGAAUGAGUUGAUCAUAAAUGUAUAUAUUGCACAUUUGAUAAUAUAAAUACUAUUAUUCCUUUAGAUUGUAUUUGAAUUUGUAUUUUUGUAUAGAGCGUGAACUAUUUUAGGUUUUUGAGAUGGAAGACAGACCCUACCCGUACACUGCCCUACCUGUGUCCUUACCAUCCUGUUUUAUGACCGCAGGCAUGCACUAAUUAUGCUAUUUUUUUUUUUUUUAUUUGUUUUGGGUUUUAUUUUUUGUGCUUUUCUUUUUUUUUAUGAAGCCUUGUGAUGGUCCAACUGUGGUAUUAGAGUAGGCUCUCUUAACCUACCCCAAACAAAACUGUUUUCUGAAGUGCAUGUGGUGCACGGUGUUCCUGCAAGUUGGUAUAGAUUCUUCCUAAUGUGUAGAAGAAAUAUAUAACAUUGCCUUACAGCCUAUCAAUGAUUACAGUUUGAAGGCAUGUUGCCUCAUCAAUGUUGUUCUUCUGAACGCUUUUGCCUUUAACAUGGAAGGCUCUGUUGGCAAAGCAAGAACAUCUGUCUGUUUUGUUCAUUUAGUUGGUGUGUGUGUGUGUGUGUGUGUGUGUGUGUGUGUGUGUGUGUGUGUGUGUGUGUGUGUGUUUUGUCAUGGUGUGCCAAUGAACAUAUACUGUGUAUGAGUUCAUUUCUUGGGUGUGUGGUUCAUUGUCAAUCCUUAAUCCACACACUCCACAGCAUAGUUCACCAUCGUACCUGUCCAGCUUGUCAUACGAUUUCUUGUAUGGUGUGGCGCUCUUAAUUGUCUUUUUUCAUGCCCUAUCCUAUAAUAUUUUCAGUUGCACAGCAAGGCUUUCUGUCAUGGCUUGCAUGAUUUCAAUUCCUGUUGUCUUUCAUCAUAGGACAGGGUUCUGUUGUGUUAAUAUAUACAGUUUGUUGGAUCUGUUGAUGUCUUGUUAUUUCUUUUUUGUUUUGUUUGUUUAUUUGCAAUCUUGUUUGCUGUAUGUUUUCUACAUGUAUGUAUGUGGUGCAAUGUUUGAGUCUGGAUAGGAAGUGGGACAACAGUGAAUGUUUAAUCUGCUUGAUCCUUGUCACUACUGUAAGAUCCUCACCAUCUCAACCUCAAAAUGUUGAACUAUGCAAGACUUUCAUCUUUUCCUCUCUUACACUUGGUGAAAGAUGCCAAUUAUGUCAUUGUUCAUCUUUUUUUAACAACAUAGCCUCUAUUCCUAGCCCACAAUGAUUUCUCCCCAAUAUUCUUGAUAUUCAUUCCUUAAAUGUAAGAUUAUCAGAAGGCUCUCAAAGCGGAGUCAAACCAAUAGCAUAUUAAAAAUAUUUCGGGCAACGUAGACGCCAUUUUGUUGGAAUGAUCGAAUUGUUCCCCAUCAAUAAUCACGACCACCAAGUUACUAUUUCAAGGAGUCACAGGUUGUGCUUGAAGAAAAGGCACUAUAAUUCUGUUGUAAGAAUUAUUUUCAGCAGUAAAACAUUGUUCUGUAUUGUUUCAAGGAGAAGUUUGAGGAAUACAAUAUGUUUGCAUACUCAAAUUAUAUGUCAGUGAUUAUUUAACUUCCUGCCUUCUCUCUCUUUCUCUGGCCUUGAGCUACACAUCACCAAGUUGCUCUGAAUCCCUGAAGUUACUCACAGAAAAAACACCUCACCAAAUCCAUUGGAGCUGGAUUAAAAAAAAAAAAAACAAUACUAACAAACAAUAAAACUAUCAAUCUGGAUAAUCAAUUA